This is a messenger RNA of Dermacentor silvarum, 6852 nucleotides long. Its product is annotated as fatty acid synthase-like. Gene Ontology annotation, molecular function: oxidoreductase activity; phosphopantetheine binding; 3-oxoacyl-[acyl-carrier-protein] synthase activity. NCBI's taxonomy places the organism in Eukaryota, Metazoa, Arthropoda, Arachnida, Ixodida, Ixodidae. Gene Ontology annotation, biological process: fatty acid biosynthetic process. The record is from RefSeq and is a predicted model, not a curated record.
ACUCAGCCCGGCAAAGGCUUCCAUUGCAAAUGCUGGGAGUGAUCAGCGGAUCCAUCUAGGCAAGUUUGUUUCACGUUCCCUCAGAACGCAGUUUUUUGGUGAAGUGCGAGAAAUACCCGUAUGGAUCAAAACGAGAAAUUGCUGUGGUGCUAAACACAAAUACGCUGGAAGAGCACUGCUGUAGCCAUGAAAGACGACGACAUUGUGAUCACCGGUUUCUCGGCACGCUUUCCACAAGCUGACCACCUGGUCGAGUUCAAGGAGAAGCUGUAUGGGAAUGUCGACUUCAUCACGGAUGAUGAGGCUCGUUGGCCUAGGGGACUGCUGGGCUUGCCAGGAAGAAUGGGCACAAUUCGAGACCUUUCCCGGUUCGACGCCCGUUUCUUUGGCGUGAACCAGAAACAGGCGCACCUGAUGGACCCACAGAUGCGACUUCUGCUGGAGAUCUCAUACGAGGCCAUCGUGGAUGCCGGUUAUGACCCAGCGACGAUGCGGGGUCGCAACGUGGGAGUCUUCAUCGGCUGUGACUCCUGCGAUUCUGACGAAUCGUUCGCCAUCAACACAGACAAUAUUGACGGCUACGGUUUAGCUGGAAGCAACCUAGCCAUGUUGUCCAACCGCAUCUCUUACUCACUGGAUUUCCAUGGCCCGAGCAUCACGAUUGACACAGCGUGCUCAGCGACAUUAUCGGCCCUAAACCACGCCGUGCUGGCGAUACGUUCCGGGCAGUGCGAGGCAGCCAUUGUGGGUGGAAGUAUGAUUGCCCUCAAGCCUUCUACAACGCUAAGCUUCAUCCGUUUCGGCAUGCUCUCACCGGACGGGAUGUGCAAGCCCUUUGACGCCCAUGCGAAUGGCUACACCCGAAGCGAAACUGUGGGCGCCUUUUUUAUUCAACGCGCCAAGCAAGCUCGUCGAAUCUACUCACGAAUCAUCGGUAUCAAAGUCAACGCUGAUGGAUACAAGAAAGAAGGUAUCUCGGUGCCAUCGACAAAGGUACAGGAAAAGCUUUUACGGGAAGUCUACGCUGAAGCCAAGGUUGAUCCGCGCCGGGUGCUGUACCUUGAAGCUCACGGUACUGGAACUACAGUCGGCGACCCUGUGGAAUUGGCUGCCAUGAGCAGUUUUUUCUGCGGAUCAGAACGAGCUGAACCGCUCAAGAUAGGAUCUGUGAAGAGCAAUAUUGGCCACGCCGAAGCCGCCUCUGGAAUUUGUUCUCUGGCCAAAGUUAUUUUGGCUAUGGAAACGGGCACUAUUGCCGGCAACCUACACUUCAGCAAGCCAAACCCCAAGAUUCCAUCGUUGUUUGACGGCAGCCUUGAAGUCGUUGAUAAGCCGACAGCCUUUCCAGGUGGCUUGGUUGGCGUCAACUCAUUUGGCUUUGGCGGCGCCAAUGCGCAUGUUAUUCUCGAAGCGAAACCAGGGCCACACGUGGACGACAUUCCGCGCGAAAAGCCGGAGCUGCCUAGACUUGUUCUUUUGGCUGGAAGAAGCAGGGAGUCGCUUGAGCGGGCGAUGGACUGCGUCGAGGCCGAGGGACCGUACCCAGACUCCGCGUACGCUCUCCUGAACCUCGUAGCCCAGCCAGAUGUGGGGCGCGUUCCUUUUCGAGGCUACGUCUUGGUUCCCGAGGACGGCUCUGAGAAAGAAGUAUUGAAGGCAGCCGAGGACGCUCCUUCGAAAAAGCGGCCCCUGUGGUUUGUUUUCAGUGGAAUGGGAUGCCAGUGGCGAGGCAUGGCGCGAGAGAUGAUGGACUUUGACGUUUUUGCACGCUCUAUCAAUCAAUCGCACCAGGUCCUCAGACAGUUUGGCAUUGACCUCAUCGACUUGGUGACUUCCCAGAAGGAGGAAGAGACUAUGGCGGCUCUUUUCGCAUCGAUAAUCGCAGUUCAGGUGGCACUCGUAGAUGUGCUCUUUGCCAUAGGCAUUCGGCCAGAUGGCAUAGUCGGCCAUUCCAUGGGCGAGAUAGGCUGUGCUUACGCUGACGGUUGCUUCACAGCUGAACAGGCCGUUAUGUGCGCCUACUGGCGGGGACGUUGCGUAGAUCUCAGCGACCUCCCCAAAGGAGCCAUGGCAGCAGUGGGCUUAACAUGGGAGGAAGCGACAAGACGCUGCCGAGAUGGCGUGGAGCCUGCUUGCCACAACUCAAAGGACUCUGUUACCGUAUCUGGACCAGCCGACGCUGUUGCGGAUUUGGUUGAAACGCUUAGGGCUGAAAAUGUUUUCACUAGAAUGGUGAACACCGAGAACGUAGCCUACCACAGCAAACACGUGCACGGUGUCAGACCUGCCCUUCUAGAAGCCCUGAAAAAGGUUGUUACGGAACCAAAGCCCCGUAGCGAGCGCUGGCUGAGCUCCUCACUGCCGCCGCACCGCUGGCAUGAACCUCUCGCUCAAGUGUGCUCGGCGGAAUACCACGUCAACAACUUUGCAUCGCCUGUGCUGUUCUUCGAAGCGCUCCAGCAUGUACCACAGGACGCCAUAUUCGUGGAGGUAGCGCCACACUGCCUCCUUCAGGCUAUCUUGCGACGUGCCAUUGGCCCUGACGCUCGCUGCCUCGGCUUGAUGCAGCGCAAGGGUGACAAUCACACGUACUUCCUGAAUUCCUUGGGACAGUUACACUUGCUAGGCGUGCAAUUCGAUUUGUCACCACUCUACCCGCCUGUACCGCUGCCCGUACCACGUGGAACUCCGAGCAUCGGGCACCUCGUUAGCUGGGACCACUCUGAAACAUGGACCGUCACCAAGUGGAAUGAUUUCGCCGCAUUUGCUCAGCUGUCCGAGGACGUUGUGGAAGUUGAAGUGGGAAACCAUGCACGAGAUGGCUACUUGGCUGGACAUAGAAUUCAAGGGCGUGCUAUUUAUCCAGCCUCUGGGUACAUAGUGAUGGCUUGGAAGUCCUUCACGAAACGCAGUGGCAAGUCGUUUGAGGAGGUUCCAGUGGUCAUAGAAGAUGUGACCUUCCACCGAGCCGUGAUUCUGCCGAAAAUCGGUAGCGUGAAGUUCCUGGUCAACAUUAUGCGCGCAUCGGGAGAGUUCGAGAUCUCUGAAGCUGGAACGUUGGCGGCCAGUGGUCGCAUUCGCAUGGCCAGUAAGAACGAGUUCAUGGCUGACACGCAGGCGCCGACUACUCAAAGCAGUGACGUGGCCCACGACCUGGACACCGACGACAUAUACAAGGAGUUCCGACUGCGAGGUUACGAAUACAGCGGUCUCUUCCAGGGCAUUAUCAAGGCUAGCAUGCAAAAACCACACGGAAAGCUUCAGUGGCAUGGCAACUGGGUAACAUUCCUUGACACUAUGCUCCAGAUAACCCUUCUUCACAAUGCAAAGCGAAAUUGCAGGCUGCCCAUGAAGAUCCAGUCGUGCCGCAUUGACCCUAACAUUCAUUCUGAAGUCGCUAAGGAAGUCAAAGAUGGCGGUCUUGAUGUUCUCUACGACCCCUUCUACAAUAUUUUUCGUUCUGGAGGAAUUGCUGUGCUAGGACUCAAGUCUAAUGUUGCUCCUCAACGCAUCGAAGAGCAAGCGCCUCUCCUGAAUGCGCACACAUUUGUGCCGUAUAUGGACAACGAGGCUGAUAGCCAGAAAAGGGAAGCUUGCAUUCAAGAAUAUGUUGACGACUGCAAUUACAUUGCUCAGUGCUUAAUAAAUGGCAGCAGCAGCGACCUUAAAAUCACCAGCACAACCAGAAACAGUAAUGAGGUUCUUCAGCAAACGCAGCACCGCUACCUCAUGGAGACCGCCGAAAACCACGGGUUAUUACACGCUCUCGCCGCCAUUCAGAAAGAGGUUACUACUUCAACCAAGUCACUUGACUUUGUUAUCCAAUCUGCCGUGGCUACAUACCAGGGGCAGCUGGAACGUGACAUCCUUAUCACUAACCUUCUUGAAGAGAACCCUCUCAGGCACCUUCUUGAUGUGGUGGUUGAGAAUACCGGCGUAAAAGAGAUCCACAUUGUCGAGAUUGUGGUUGGAGAAGGCCACUGCCUCUUGGCUCCUCGUGUGUCAUCCCUACUGCCCAUUAGCAAUUCAUUGCUGAAUAUCGACUAUACUGUUGCUUACCAGUCUUCCGACUUUGUGAGACCGAAGCAAGCUCCCGAAGGAACCAGGAUAGUCAUAUGGGAUCCCUUAUCUGAUGCAAAUAACGGACUGCCCGAAGGUAACUUGAUUGUGAGCUGUCUGCCCACUUGGGGCUUGUACAGACUCGAAACACUGGCGGAGAAGCUCUCAAUGCAGUGUAAAAAUCAAGAAUUUGUCCUUCUCCUCACGCGUACUACCAUUACUGAGGCGGAGCGCUUGCUGUCGUCAUGUGGAAAAGUUCAGCUGACUGCGUACACGACCGAAAUGGUGCAAUCAUUGUUCAGCCGCCAUGGGUUUUGUGUGGUGGGACUCAAGUCAAAUAACGUUGCUACAUUGCUGCUGCUAAGAAAAAAGACCAUGGCUGAAGUAGCAAACAUGCAGGUUAUCAGAGUCAGCAAUAAUAAGUACGACUGGGUCCAGCCGCUGUCUUCGCAAGCCUUGGAGUUCGAGUGCAAGCCCGCCGGACACAAUCUAUGGCUUCUAGGGGAAGACCACGGAAUCAGUGGUGUCGUGGGCCUAACGAACUGUGUCCGUCUCGAAACCGGUGGAAAACACAUCAGGUGCCUAUUUGAUGCAAGCUUGAGCGAAUCAAAAUAUGCUGAAUUUGCCCUCGACAACCCAGCCCAUCUUGAUAUCUUAGAGAAAGACCUGGUCAUGAACGUCUACCGCGACGGACAAUGGGGAUCCUUUAGAUACAGCGACACACUGCUACACUGUGCCAAGAAGACUACCACAGAGUUUGCCUACCUCAGCAUUCAGGCACGUGGUGAUUUGUCAAGCCUGCAGUGGUACGUCUCUCCACUAGGCUACACUUCGGCCUCCGGCUCCGCCGACGAGGUGUUGUGCACCGUCUACUACGCUCCUCUCAAUUUUCGUGACGUCAUGCUCGCGACUGGGAGACUCUCACCUGAUGCAGUGCCUGGUGCGCUCGCCAGCUUUGACUGUCCCCUGGGUAUGGAGUUCUCGGGCCGUGACCCGCAAGGACGUCGCGUCAUGGGCUUGGUGCCCGCCCGAGGCAUCGGAACUGUCGUGGCCGUGAACCCUGCUUUCCUGUUGGAGGUGCCCGAAACAUGGAGCCUCAAGGAGGCCGCCACCGUUCCGGUGGCAUACUCUACUGCAUACUACGCCCUCCUGGUGCGUGGGAACAUGCAACCGGGACAGUCGCUUCUCGUUCAUUCGGGCAGCGGAGGUGUUGGUCAAGCUAGCAUCUCCAUUGCGCUCUCCAUGGGAUGCACCGUCUUCACUACUGUUGGUUCUGAGGAAAAGCGGCGAUUUCUCAUGCGUCGCUUUCCGCAGCUCGACUAUAGGAACGUCGCUAACUCACGUGAUAUCUCCUUCGAAGAGCACGUUCUACGAGAAACUAAAGGAAAAGGUGUAGAUCUUGUCAUCAACUCCUUGGCUGAGGAAAAACUCCAAGCCAGUGUGCGCUGCCUGGCGAUCAACGGCCGCUUCCUCGAGAUCGGCAAGUUUGAUUUGUCCAAGGACUCCCCAUUAGGAAUGUCUGUGUUUUUGAAAGGCGUGACGUUCCACGGAAUCUUGUUGGAGCUUCUACUCAGAGACGACGCUUUCGCCGUAGCAGAAUGGCGCUGCGUAGCGGAACUACUGCGCAGCGGCAUUGCCUCGGGCGCCGUGCAACCGCUUGAUGUCAUCCAGUACCCGAAGGAACAAGCCGAAGAGGCAUUCCGGUUUAUGGCUUCUGGGAAACACAUAGGCAAAAUUGUACUCGAGAUCCGUGAAGAGGAAACUCCUCGGAAGAGGUUGCCACCAUCUCCACUUACUGUCGAAGUCACGGCCCGCACCUGGUUCUACAUGCACAAGUCAUAUAUAAUUGUCGGAGGAUUGGGCGGCUUUGGCUUGGAACUUGCCGAGUGGAUGGUGAACCGCGGAUGUCGAAAGUUGGUGCUUACCACGCGAUCCGGAGUGUGCACAGGAUAUCAGCGUAUUUGUCUGCAUAGGUGGGAACAGUCUGGAGUCAAUGUCCUUGUGAGUAAGGCAGACGCGUCUACAGAAGAUGGAGCACGAAAAGUUAUCCUGGAAGCUACAACUAUGGGACCCGUGGGAGGUAUCUUCAACGUUGCUGUAGUGCUUCGCGAUGGACUUCUCGAGAGCCAGACAGCCGAAAACUUUGAGACCGUUUUCAAAAUCAAGAUUAAUGGCACUCAGAACAUGGAUGAGCUCUCUCGUCAACUGUGCCCGGAGCUAGACCAUUUCGUUGUCUUUUCAUCCCUUUCCUCGGGUCACGGUAAUGUUGGGCAAACUAACUACGGCUAUGCCAACUCCGCAAUGGAACGCAUCUGCGAACGCCGGUCUGCCCGCGGACUUCCUGGUCUGGCCAUCCAAUGGGGCGCCAUCGCUGAUGUCGGCGUGUUCCGCGAGAUGAUGGGUGAUGACGCGAUCGUGAAUGGCACGGUGCCACAGCGAAUCACUUCGUGCAUGACUGCAAUGGACCAAUUUUUAAACCAGAGCCAUCCCGUGGUUUGCAGCUGCGUAAAGGCUGAUAAGUUCUGCGAAGAGAUUGGAAACAAAAAGCACGACAUCGUCGAUUCUGUCUUGCACAUCAUCGGUGGGAAAAAUGCGUCAACUCUGAACACGGAUAUUGCUUUCGGGGAGAUGGGCAUGGACUCCCUUAUGGCCGUCGAGGUGAAGCAAACAAUCGAGCGAGAGUGCGGGAUAUCGAUGUCAAUGAAAGAGGUCAGGCAACUUAACAUCAACCAGCUUCGCCAGAUCAGCGAUGACAUCGGAGCGAAGAAGCGUAUGUGAAGGCAUAUGAGGCAU